GUCAACAGUAACGCGCAUUAAAAGCAGACUGUUUACUGUAUAAUAAUUAAGAUAUUAAACGUAUUGUUGUCUUUACACGUUUAUUCUCCGAAUCUGUAAUUAUAAAAUCCUUGCAAAAAAGUGCAAUUUAACGAGUUCGGGUUGGUUGAAAGUCAAGAGUUGUUUACAUGGAGACGUGGGUGAGAUUCAGCGCUCAGAGUCAAGCGAAAGAUCGAGUGUUCAGGGCUGCACAAUAUGCCUGCACACUGUUAGGAUACACACUGCAGAAAGGAGGAGCUGCAGCUCACCUAUUAACAGCCAUCAAGCAGCUGGAAGCUCAUCUGAGCCUCAGCAGGAAAUUGAUGCGGUUAGGAAACUCAGCCGAGUCUCUGGAAGCAGCCAAGCGAGCCAUUCAUCUCUCUGACUGCGUGCUGCGGCUCUGCAUCACCGUUUCCCACUUAAACAAAGCCAUGUACUUCGCCUGCGACAACCUGCUGUGGGCCGGAAAGACGGGGCUGCUGCCUCGACUCGAUCAGAACAAGUGGAGUCAGAGGUCAUUCAGGUAUUACUUGUUUGCGCUCAUCUUAAACCUGACACGUGACCUGUAUGAGAUCCAUGGGUUGAUGGAGCGCGAGCGGCGCAGCACUUCAUCCAAAGCUCAUCUCUCGGGCACCUUAGAGAACGGUGAAUUCCCCUCCGUCCCGUCCUCCUGCACGUCUGUAUGUAAGGCAAGGCUUCAGCAGCAGUUGUGUCUGUUGGUCGCCGUCCUCCGCAGCAACCCUCCGCUCCUGCUGGACACGCUCAAGAACCUGUGUGAUGUCUUCAUCCCGCUGGACAAACUGGGCCUCUAUCAAACCGGCUCGGGGUUCGUAGGGGCGUGCGGUCUCACUUCGUCCGUUCUGUCCAUCCUCACCCUGCUUUAUCCCUGGCUCAAACUCAAACCCUAAACCAGCUUGUAACGUCACGUCGUAAUCCACCGUCAAGUAUAAACUCAGCAGCUCUUGGAAAUCAACAGACUGGCCAAUCACGUCACAGUGUGCUGAUGAGUAACAACUAACUGUAAGGGGAGAUGGAGAACAAAAUGAGAUAUGUGUGUGUGUGUGUGUGUGUGUGUGUGCUAUACUCUGACUUAAGCAUGUACUGAAACUGAUAGAAUUACAAUAAUUACAAGGAUAACACUUAUAAAACGCGUUCACGUCUUUACACGCCACAUAAAUCCCAAACGACGGUGUGUGGAAAAACACAAGCAUUCCGCUUUAUUGUCAUUAAGUACCACACCACCGUUGAGUUCUCAAUCCUGAUUGGUCAGAAGGCUGUGGUUAAUUUUCUCUAACAGUUCUAAUGCGUUAACGUUACUAUAGUAACAGCGUACACAGGGACUAUUCAAGGUGAACCGAUCCGAUGUAAAUCUAAGUUUUCCGCCACAGGAAUGCUUUUAGGUAAAGGUGUGUGUGUGUGUGUGUGUGUGUGUGUGUGUGUGUGUGUGUGUGUGUGUGUGUGUGUGUGUGUGUGUGUGUGUGUGGAUAGUAAGAGGAACUCCGCUGCUGCAUCGUUGAUUUCUUUUCUUAGAACACAAUACUACAUGGACCGCUUAGUAAAUAGAGCUUUUUAAAUGUCAUAUUUUUGUUCACUUCUGAGACGACUGUUAGUGUGAAAAUAAAAGAUAUCAAAUAAAAUAAAUCAUAAUUACUGUAAACCAGGAUAAAAGGUUGUGGUAGGGAUGUGGUAGCCUAGUGGUUAAGGUGUUGGGCUACCAAUCGGAAGGUUGUGAGUUCGUUUCCGAUGUCCACCAAGCUGCCACUGCUGGGCCCCUGAGCAAGGCCCUUAACCCUCAAUUGCUCAGUUGCAUGAAAAUGAGAUCAAAUGUAAGUCGCUCUGGAUAUUAGGUCGUCUGCUAAAAUGCUGUAAAUGUGAAAUGAAUGGAAUAUGAGUAUGUGUCUAUUAUUUAUAUUUCAUGUCUGUGUUUCUCCUUUUUUCUGCUCUUGUCCCCUAACAUCUGAGACUGGGAUGUCUCACUGAGACUGUCCUUUAACCCUGUUUGUGAACCUUUACUGUGUGCGACAGGUUACUGAUUCAUUUAUCUGAACCGACUCCUGAAUCGUUUUCAGUUCAAUUGCGAAGGAGUGCGGCAUUCGGACAUAUUGUUCUGAUUAAAGCUUUUAUUUUGUAUAAAGUCUGACGUCGAUGCAGCAGAUCUAACCUUGUGUAAUGAAAUGUUUUGAGUUUCAGCUAAUCUUCAGCUACUGGUGAAAUUAUUGGCUUAUGUUAAUAGUGUUUUUAAUCCGGAGUGAAUAACAAAAUAAAGACAUAUUAUUAAAGUUA
Molecule: messenger RNA, 2301 nt
Organism: Tachysurus vachellii
Lineage: Eukaryota; Metazoa; Chordata; Actinopteri; Siluriformes; Bagridae
Gene: pex11b
Product: peroxisomal biogenesis factor 11 beta
Exons: 4
Coding region: 168-926 (252 amino acids)
Biological process (GO): regulation of peroxisome size; peroxisome fission
Cellular component (GO): peroxisomal membrane
Source: RefSeq, a predicted model, not a curated record